GGUGAUGCGGAACGGCACGGUCGGUGCUGCCUCCUCCCGGGCCGGGCCGUGUGGAGGGACGGACGGCAGGAGGCAGAGAGGGAGGAAAAGAGGCAGGGUGGGAGGGACCCCACGGCGCCGCUCGGAGCCCGGCCCGGCCCCAGGAGCGCGACAAGCGCCUGGCACGGGAUAAAGUUAUCCCGGAAUAAGGCUGCACGCAUGUGCGUCACCCCGGAUGUGAACAUGCCGGCCCGGCUCCCCGCUAGCUCGCUCCGCCUGGCUCCAACGGAUGGGCUAAGCCGUGCCGUGCCGAGCCGAGCCGUGCCGAGCCGUGCCCGAGGCCCUGCAGCCCGGUAGGGGCCGGGGGAGGCCGGCCGCCCGGGCGCCCUCGAGGGCCGAGGUGCGAAAGCCCCUCCCGGCGGGGCAGGGGCAGGUGCGCAGCCCGGGGCGAGCGGCGGGCGGGGCCCCGGGAGCGAUGGAUUUUCGUGGGAAGAAGUACGAGCGCGGCAGCAACUGGUCGGACCCCGAGGUGGUGGAGCUGCUGCAGCUCUGGGCCGACGAGUCGGUGCAGAUAGAGCUGGAGAGCUGCUUGCGCAACCAGCACGUCUUCAACCGCAUCGCCGAGGUGCUGCGGGAGAAGGGCAUCCACCGGACGGGAGACCAGUGCCGGGAGAAGAUCAAGAAGAUGAAGCUGGAGUACCGGCGGAUCAAGGACAACAGCAAGGCCCCGCGGGGCGGGCGGACGUGGAAGUUCUACGAGGUGAUGGACCGGGUGCUGACCAGCCGGCCGGCCCUGGCCUAUGGCUCCCUGAGCGGCAGCAUGAUGGCUCAGCAGGUGCUGCAGGGCGGCAUGGUGGAGAGCUACCACCACCAGUUCACCUCCUCCGCCCUGCCCUUUGGACACUCCCAGCACCCUGAGCUAAUGGAAAUUAAAUGUGAGGAGGUGAAUUCUGAUGACCACAGCUUGACCCCAGAGCCCCCACAAGCCAUGUCUUACCAGCAGGGCUCCCCUGAAGAUCAGGAGAUGGAGAGAGCCUUCUUGGAGAGGGCCCAAAACGACUCUCCCAUCUCCAGGGUGGAGAUUCCCAUUGAAACCAGUGUUUCACCUUCAGGUUUCAGUGAGCCAAACAUGGCAAACUCAUCACGGAUCCAGAAUGUUGUUCCCCGGCCUGGCUUCUCGUCUUUGCAUCGGCUGAGAAAAAAGCGGAAAGGCCAGCGCAUGAGGGACCCACUUGACGAUCUCCUGCUGAAGACUCUGACAUCUCAGCGGGCCAUGGAAGAGCGCUUUUUGCAGAUGGAAGAACGCCGAUUUCAGCGAGAUUUGGACGUGGAGGAGCGUCGGAUGCAACUGGAGCAGCGCCGGUUUGAACUGGAGAGGGAACACGAGUUUCGCAUGUUCAAUGUCUUUGCUCAAAUGCUCAGCAUCCUAAAGCAGAGCCAUAGUGGCUCCUCCUCCUCUGUUGCCAUGCCUCAGGGUUUGGACUUCAGCCAGGCACUGUCCGAAAUUGAGGGAAUGGGAGGAAGAGGGAGCAACGUGCAAGAGAUGAGGGUUCGGCCGCUUGCCAAGAGGAGGGUUGACAUGCACAGCUUCUGUAACCCCAGCAGCUUCCAGAGAAGCCCCUACCUCUCUGCUCGUGGCAACUUUGCCAACGUUUUUCAGGGCUCCACUGAGGAAGGGUACAAAGCCUAUCAUGCUGACAAGUAUGAUGAAGACAAGAACCCCAAUGGUAUAAUAAACUUUGGCACCAGUGAGAACAAGCUCUGCUUUGACCUGAUGUCCAAGCGGCUGACACAGGCUGAUAUGAAUCUGAUGGACCCUUCACUGCUUCAGUAUCCUGACUGGAAAGGACAUCUGUUUUUACGGGAAGAAGUGGCUCAAUUUUUGACCUAUUACUGCAAGGCCCCUGCACCUCUCAAAGCAGAGAAUGUGAUUGUUUUAAAUGGUUGUGGCUCUUUAUUUUCUGCAUUAGCUACAGUCCUUUGUGAUCCAGGGGAAGCUAUUCUGAUUGCUACUCCCUUUUAUGGUGGUAUUACCCAGAGUGUCUUCCUCUAUGGUAAUGUCAAGCUGGUGUAUGUCUAUUUAGACAGUAAGAUUACUGGAACAAGUACUCGGCCUUUUCAGCUUACAGUGGAAAAACUGGAAAAAGCCUUGCAAGAUGCCCGGGCAGAGGGUGUCACUGUAAGGGCCUUAAUUCUUCUGAAUCCCCAAAAUCCCCUUGGGGACAUCUACUCCUUGUCAGAGCUACGGGAUUACCUGGAAUUUGCUAAAAGGCGUGAAUUGCAUGUGAUAGUAGAUGAGAUCUACAUGCUGUCAGUUUUUGAUGAAUCAGCCACGUUUCACAGUGUCCUAGGCAUGGACAGAUUGCCUGAUCCACAGCGGACUCACGUGAUGUGGGGCAUAACCAAGGAUUUUGCUGUUUCUGGGAUUCGUUUUGGUACUUUAUAUACAGAGAACCAAGAUGUUGCUAAUGCAGUGGCUUCUUUGUGUUAUUUCCAUGGGGUUUGUGGACCUGUUCAGCACAAGGUUGCGCAGCUGCUUAGAGACAGAGUUUUCUAUUCAAGAAGAAGCUGCCCGUGCAACACAAGGCUGACAGCUCUGCAGAAAAGGACCAUUUCUGCAGAGCUCCUGAUCAGCAGAGUUAGAGGAGCAGCUUGGAAGAAGCAUGAUUGGAUCAACCAGGUGUACCUGAGGGCCAAUCAUGCUCGCCUAAAAGCUGCCCAUACGUAUGUGACAGAUGAGCUGAAGACACUUGGGGUUCCUUUUCUCAACCGCAAUGCAGGCUUCUUUGUGUGGAUUGAUUUCCGAAAGUACCUGAAGACAGGCACAUUUGAGGAGGAGUUGCUGCUCUGGAAGCGUUUUCUGGAUAAUAAGGUCCUCCUGUCCUGUGGAAAAGCCUUUGAGUGCAGUGAACCUGGAUGGUUCCGUAUCAUCUUUGCUGACAAGGCCCACCGACUGCAGUUAGGUAUGCAACGGAUACGCAAGGUUUUGGAAGAGCGUGAGCAGGAGAUACUGGCUGAGGAGGAGCAGCCUUGUCAAUCAGACCAGGAUGGCAAAGCAGAUAGCACAGAUGAAGUCAUUUUUGUAUCCCGCCACCAGGACCCUAUCUGUGCCAGUAGCUCCAGCCUUGGUGACCUCAUUGGCCUCCUGCAGCAACAGAUGCGUUCAUCUGACUGGCUACAGAAAAACACAGCUGAGCAAUUUGCCCAGGAAAAGCCAGAGAUCUAUGAUGUGUUCAGCAAACUGGUGGGGAAGCAAUAGGGGUCAGUGUGCCUUCAGGGGCAUUCCUGAGCAGUGACUGACCCUGGGCCCCUAACAACUCGGUCGCGACUUCCAGCAAAUAAUAUAUUUUCUGUAUAGCAAGAAAAUUACUUUGUAGGCCCCCUCCUCUGCCUCCUGUUUGAGAUCUCUGAUUUGUACUAUAUAGGUGUGUUUCCUUGGAUUGGGGUGAGGGUAGGGAAGGGGGGGGUGUCUUGUUUGUGUGCUGCUCUCUGUUCUGCGGCAUCAUUGUAUUUUAUAUUUAAUUUCUAAUGAAUAUGCUCUCAACUCUCUUA
Vidua chalybeata is the source of this 3531-nucleotide messenger RNA. It is a transcript of the gene ACCS, whose product is annotated as 1-aminocyclopropane-1-carboxylate synthase homolog (inactive). Gene Ontology annotation, molecular function: transaminase activity; pyridoxal phosphate binding. The coding region runs from base 455 to 3238 and encodes 927 amino acids. The record is from RefSeq and is a predicted model, not a curated record. Gene Ontology annotation, biological process: biosynthetic process; amino acid metabolic process. Lineage: Eukaryota; Metazoa; Chordata; Aves; Passeriformes; Viduidae. The transcript is spliced from 16 exons.